GUUCUGUUGUGCUUUCCUUUUUCUCACAAAGAAGCUCAAGCUCGUUGCUUCUUCCCUCCUCCGGGGUCAAGCAUUCGGUUUCCUUUCACGAUGCCGAUUGUGAAGCCUGACCAAUCGGGAGAUUCCGAACCUUUCGUUGAAAUCGACCCGACCGGAAGGUACGGCCGAUACCCUGAGCUGUUAGGGUCCGGUGCGGUGAAGAAAGUGUACAGAGCAUUUGAUCAAGAGGAAGGAAUAGAGGUGGCGUGGAACCAGGUCAAACUGAGGAACUUCAGCGACGACCCGGCCAUGGUGGAUCGGCUUUACUCCGAAGUGAGAUUGCUGAGAAGCCUCACCAAUAAGAACAUCAUAGCUCUCUACAAUUUCUGGAGGGACGAUGAACGGGGCACUCUGAACUUCAUCACUGAGGUCUGUACGAGCGGGAAUCUGAGGGAUUACAGGAAGAAGCACAGGCAUGUGUCGAUGAAGGCUCUGAAGAAGUGGUCGAAGCAGAUUCUGAAAGGGUUGAACUAUAUGCAUACGCACGAGCCUUGUAUCAUCCACAGAGAUCUCAAUUGCAGUAAUAUUUUCGUCAAUGGGAAUACUGGCCAGGUUAAGAUUGGAGACUUGGGUCUGGCAGCAAUAGUGGGAAAGAACCACUCUGCACAUUCAAUUCUGGGGACACCGGAGUUCAUGGCGCCGGAGUUAUACGACGAGGACUACACAGAGCUGGUGGAUAUAUACUCAUUUGGGAUGUGUGUUUUGGAGAUGGUGACAAUGGAGAUUCCUUACAGUGAGUGUGACAAUGUGGCAAGGAUUUACAAGAAGGUUUCGUCCGGGGUGAGACCUGAGGCACUGAACAAGGUCAGAGAUCAAGAGGUUAAGGUUUUCAUUGAGAGGUGCCUUGCUCAGCCAAGGGCAAGGCCUUCUGCUGCUCAGCUCCUCCGGGAUCCUUUCUUUGAUGGCAUUGUUGAUGAUGACGAAAAUGAUAAUAAUUCUAUUUCCUAAUGACUCACAAAAAAUGGGUGAUUUUAUGUAAAUUUUUACAAUCAUUAUUUUCAUUAUUGGUUAUCAAUCAAAUUAUAUUGCAAAAUCUCAAGUUAAACCCGUUGGCUUCA
Molecule: messenger RNA, 1097 nt
Organism: Neltuma alba
Lineage: Eukaryota; Viridiplantae; Streptophyta; Magnoliopsida; Fabales; Fabaceae
Product: probable serine/threonine-protein kinase WNK11
Exons: 3
Coding region: 91-987 (298 amino acids)
Biological process (GO): protein phosphorylation
Molecular function (GO): protein kinase activity; ATP binding
Source: RefSeq, a predicted model, not a curated record